This is a messenger RNA of Trichoplax adhaerens, 360 nucleotides long. RefSeq lists its product as uncharacterized. The transcript is spliced from 2 exons. The record is from RefSeq and is a predicted model, not a curated record. The coding region runs from base 1 to 360 and encodes 119 amino acids. NCBI's taxonomy places the organism in Eukaryota, Metazoa, Placozoa, Uniplacotomia, Trichoplacea, Trichoplacidae.
AUGACUACAGUAGCUGUGUAUUUAAUUAAACAGAUACCGGAUGAAGAAACAGCUGAAGUUGUCAAAGUUGAAGAAGAAGUACAUUCAGAAGAAUCGGCUGAAGCUACAGAAACGAAAGAGCAUAAAUCUAGUGAAGAAGCAACCGAAAUAGUAAAAGUUGCGGAACCUUCGAAAGAAUUAACUGAAGCUACAGAAGCGGAAGAGUAUAUAUCUGAUGAAGCAACUGAAAUUGUAAAAGCUGAAGAACAAGCACCUUCGGAAGAAUCAACUGAAGCUACAGAAAUUAAAGAGCAUGCAUCCGAUGAAGAAGCAGAAGAAUCGGCUGAAGUCGUACAAGCAGAAGAACAAAUAACAUCAUAA